This is a messenger RNA of Lineus longissimus, 9386 nucleotides long. Its product is annotated as NACHT domain- and WD repeat-containing protein 1-like. Gene Ontology annotation, molecular function: protein binding. The record is from RefSeq and is a predicted model, not a curated record. The transcript is spliced from 25 exons. The coding region runs from base 420 to 5558 and encodes 1712 amino acids. Lineage: Eukaryota; Metazoa; Nemertea; Pilidiophora; Heteronemertea; Lineidae.
UAUUCGAAGGAAGUGAGGUUUAUUAUACUAUCAUAUAAAAUUUGCAAAUUUUGCCUAAUUUGUUGAGAAUCUAUUAAUAUUUUGUCAACAAGCUGUUAAAUUACCUGUUACUAUGUGCUUGAGUGGUGUUUUAUUAGUUAAUUCAUGUUAAUCUGUUUAUAAACCCAACUCGAAGGUUUAGUUCAAAUUCGAGUUCUGUCGUCAAGGAAUUCACAUUCAGCAUAAAGCUGAACUGUUCAGAUUUUACUAGCUAGUGACAAAUAAUAACACUGAUGUGUCUUUUGUUCUGGAUUUUGCACCUGCAGCAGUAACUUGUGAGUUAUGAAAACUCUUCUAAUAUUUGUAUGAUAGUACACCUAGCUAUGUAUACAUAGGCCUAGAUAUACGAUGAAGUAAGCCUUCUGGCCCAUCAAUGCAACAUGUAUGCCAGAGCAAAACAGGCUGCCAUUCAAAAUACCAACAGAGGGAGUUCAAGGAACACCAAAAAUGCACCCAUAAGUGGAAACACACAAUCCACUGCAGGGAAGAAAGAGGGAGAAUCACAAGGAAUCAACAAAGCAAAGCCAAAGAAAGGACUUGGAAGAGAAGAUAUUGUAUCUGCAGCUUUGAGCAGCAAAAUUGAUGUGGAGUAUCCGUCGCUUGUAAAGAUUGUCAGGAUUUUUACAAGUUCUACUUUUACUGACACAAGAGAGGAGAGGAAUAGCUUGAUGAAGUAUGUCUACCCUAACCUAAGCACAUUUUGUCGUGAACGGGGCUACGAAUUUCAAGUGGUGGACAUGCGAUGGGGCGUGAGGGAUGAGGCGACAGAAGAUCACAUGACUUCAGAGCUCUGCAUGCAUGAAUUGAGAGAAUGUCAGCGGCUGUCAACGGGGCCAAACUUUGUGACAUUUCUUGGACAAAAGUAUGGCUACCGUCCCUUCCCUCCAAAAAUCCAAGCAACAGAGUUCAAGAAACUUCUGUCGGUAGUCAAGAAAGAAGAAGAGAAAAAUCAGCUCCUUGAUUGGUACAAAGAAGACAAAAACAGCUUGCCUAAUGUAUACACACUCCAACCGAUUACAUCCAGAUUGCCUUACUUCAUCAAUAAUGAAGAGCCAGAAAAGAAAAAAGAGGCUCAAGACAAAUGGUGGGCUGACUUUGAAAUGAUACAGUCGACCCUGAGCUCUGCUGCUUCCCAGGUUCUGUCUGGGGCUGACAAGAUAAAAUAUCUCUGGUCAGUGACACAUGAUGAGAUAGCCAAUGGUAUUCUUCAAGCUGAGAAUCCUGACAAGCAUUGCUACUGGUUCAAUCGCACUAUAGAUGACCUUGAGAAAAGGUCAAAGGGCAGCCAGCUGGCAGGACGAUUUAUUGACAUGAAAGGAGGAAGUUUAGAUGUUGAAGUGCAGGGACUGAUCAGCAAACUCAAGAAGGAGAGCAUACCAUCAAAAUUGCCAGCAUCAAAUAUCACUAGCUACCAUGUGAGGUGGACAGAAAAUGGUGUGGACCCCUCUGUUGCAGAGCAUGCCAACUACCUCAAGAAAUUCAUGAUUGACUUCUACGAGAAAAUGACAGAGCUCAUCUUACGGGGAAUUGAGGAUAAACAACACAUGGAGAUCAAGGACCGACUGACAAUGGAAGCCAUACAGCAUGCACAGUUUGCUCAGAUGAAGUGCAAGAGUUUCCAUGGCCGGGAGGAACUAAUCAAUCAAAUUAUGCGUAAGAUCAUGGACAGAGUUAACAGGUAUCCCCUUGUCAUUUGUGGGCAACCUGGCUCUGGCAAGACAGCCCUGAUGGCAAAGUGUCUGCAGAAAAUAAUGUCAUCCCAAUCAGAGAAUAUGUCUGUUAUAGUACGUUUCAUCGGGACAACAUCAGACUCCUCGAGCAUCAGACAACUUUUGUUGAGCGUUUGUGAGCAGUUGCUGGCUCAGAAACCAGAGACGUUGUCAAAUCUGCAUGGGGAAACAAAAGAGCUGACAAUGAAGGACGCCCAAGAGCUCUUCGUCCACAGUCUUACCGCCCUCUCCAAAGCUAAGAGUUCACUCUAUCUCUUCCUCGACUCACUAGACCAGCUGGACGACAGUCACAAAGGUCGAGUCAUGGACUGGUUACCUCUGCCCCUGCCAAAAAAUAUCCAUGUUGUGAUUUCGGUCAUACCUGAUGACAAGUACAGUGUCGUGCCACAUCUGAAGAAUCGUAUCAAGGAAGCAGAUUGUUUCAUGGCUGUGCCUAAACUAUCCACUUCCGAUAUCUCCAGCAUCCUGGAUGGCUACAUGAAGUCGGUAAAUCGGACGCUUCAAGAUCCUCAGAGGUCGCUGUUACAAGAAGCCUGUAUGCGAUGCCCAAUUCCCCUCUUUCUGAAACUGUGUGUGGACCAGGCACUCAAGUGGUCCUCAUUUAGCAAAGUCAACGCGGCAGUCCUGCAGGGCUCUGUAAAAGACGUUAUUAACAAGCUAUUUGAGCGUUUGGAGAAGUACCACGGGUUUUUACUGAUCAGCCAUGGAUUGGGCUACAUCACAGCCUCAAAGAAUGGGCUCAGUCGGAAUGAACUAGAGGACAUUCUCUCCCUUGACGAUGAUGUCUUGAAUGACAUCUACCAGUAUUCAGCGCCGCCUUACCGCCGCUUGCCUCCUCUCAUCUGGGUGCGAGUACACGCCGACCUGAAGGAGUACCUCACAGAACGAGGGGCAGAUGGUGCCACUGUUCAGCAGUGGUACCAUCGGGAGUUCGGGGAAGUUGCAGAAGAGAGAUACCUAAGGAAAAAGGAAAUAAGGGAAAAGCUGCAUGUAACGAUGGCAGAUUACUUCCUGGGGAAAUGGGCCAACAGCAUCAAGAAACCUUUUAUGGAUCAAAAAGGAAACGCUGGGGUAGAGGAUCGAUUGGUCAAACCACAGCCAUGCGUCUUUAAGGAAUCAGCGCACAACCAAGCGACAUUAUUCAACCAUCGCAAACUGUCCGAAUUGCCGUUUCAUCUUGUGUUGGCGGGAGAUGUUGAGACGCUGAAGAAGGAGGUCUUGUGCAAUUUUGAUUGGUUGUAUCAGAAGACGAGGGCAAGUGGAUUUGACAGUGUCCUGAAUGACUUCCUGUUCGCAAAACAACACGGCAUCAGUGAUAAGGAACUCGAUAUCGUGUGCAAUGCAUUCCGUGCUUCCAUAGAGGGCAUUGCUCCGGACAUAGGGCAGUUACCGGUGCAGUUAUGCGGUAGGCUAAUGUCGGUGAAAUUAGACGCGGAGAUGGCCAAUGUUAGAAAUUUGGUGCAGAAGUGUCAGAACCCACCAUUUAGAUGUUUUGUGGCAAAUAAAGGGUUUCUCCAUCCCUCUGGAGGUGCCAUGAUCACAAAACUUCUUGGUCACAGUGACACUAUCGUGGCGAUAGCGGUGUCUCCAGAUAAAAAGAGAGUUGUUUCAUACUCCAGUCACACAAUGAUUGUCUGGGACAUGGACACUGGCCUCGAGAUAAGGCGGAUGAUUUAUGACCCUGAGGUUGUGGUUCCCGACUUCCUGUGCAUCACCAAGGACAACAACUUCAUCAUCAAUAGUUGUAAGAUGCAGCUUGAAAUCAUCACGAUCUAUGGUCCGGAGAUUGAGCACAAGCUGGAACUGGACCACGAAAUGUUUCACUUGCCUGUGCCCAUCUGUCUCUCCCCGGAUUACGAAAAGCUCAUGGCUAUGACGGACAAGUCACUGUACAUCUGGCAGAUAGGAACAUGGACUAAACUCCACCAGCUUCCAAUAGCUUCCCCACCAGCCGAGCUCUACACCCUUGCUCCUGAAUUUAUGAGAGGCCACAAGAACCUGGUCAUAUACUUUCGCAAGAAUACGGAACAUUUCUACAUCCUUGAACCCAAUCAAUUCAAAAAGACAAAGAAGUACAUCGCAAAGGUCAAAGUCAUUGAUAAAAAUCCAGGCAAAAUGCAUUGUUACUUAGCAGCAACGUCGAGCGAUAAACUAGCAGCAUUGGUAUUCAACGAAGACACAGAACAAAGUGAUGUGACAUUGAAAGUUUUUAAUCCGUUGACUGGGAAAUUGUUGAAGAAGUUUGACCUUGACCUUCAUGCAUUUUCAAUGAGUGGAACACAGGUUCUGUAUCCGAAAUCUGAUGGUAAUCACGUCAUCUUCCCCAAUCUGAAUAGAGAGGUUCAUCCGUUCUCUCUCACCGAACUUGACCUUGAAACAGGAGCAGACACGGAGCUAUUCCAGAGCAGCACUCCCUUCUAUAGGAUGGACUGUGUAGACGACGACCGAGCUAUGACCAUUUCUGUCAGGAACAUGAACACUAUUGAUUUGAAAGACAUCGGAUGCAAUACCUCCACCUUUGAUCUUGACCCUAACACACUUCUGACGGAAGAAAUUACAGCGCAUGCGGAUAACAUCUGGCCACUGCCCGAUUCGACACGAUAUGUUGCUGGUAGCACCGCAUUGAAUCAGAUGUUUGUCUAUGAUCUUGCUGAGCAGAAAGUUGUUAGAUUAUUGAAGCCAGACGGCUACUGCAUGUACGGCCGGCUACACAGCAACACGUGUGCCAUGUUUAUGAACCACACCCAGCAUCUUGUGGCAUACGAUCUGGUUAAAAUGGUGGAGCUGUUUACACUGAAGGAUCAUUGCAAUUAUGACGGAGGUUAUGAUUUCAUUGAUAAAGACCACAUCGUCUAUGCCACUCCAUCCCGACCGCCCUCUGGUAGUCCAUCGCUGUACAAUCCAACAAAACUCAAAAACGACCGCUUGAAGGUUUUCAAUAUACACACUGGCAAAUUGACCAAAACCAUCCAACUCACUGGUGGUCACCCUAUCAAGUCGGUGAAGGCAAGCAAGAAUGGCCAGAUAAUCAUGUGUUCGGUCAACCACGCUACCUAUCCCACAGAAGACUGUCAUCUGGUCGGCUAUGACCUGAAGGCUGCCAAGUGGUUACCUAAGGUCAUCAGUGGAAAAAUCGAGGACCUCCACAACCGGGGCGGUUUCAGCCUGACCAGUGACGGCAGAUACGUGUUGUUUGCACAUCCAAAUGAAUUGAUGCCACCAGUAGAGGUCAUUGUUUGGGAUGUCAGGAAUGGAUCUGGACGUUCCGUGCCUGCUCACACUGAGAAUGGCAUGCCACAGUAUCCAAUGAACUACCUGUUUUCAGAGUCAUUAAAGGCAGUAGUGGUACUGUACAACGGAGGUGACGUUGCAGUUUAUGACCUUGAUACAUUAAAUCAGACACAACUGGUAAAAACUGCAUCGCAGAUCAUCAUGAAGGCACACCUCAGCCAAGAUGGUUCACUGUUCAUAUCAAAUGGCAUGGCGAUUAACAGUAUCCUUGUCUAUGAUCUAGCUAGAGGAAAAAGGGUAGGAACUUUGGCGUUGGAUAUGGACGCCAGAGCGUACACUGUAUCAGCUGACAAUAAUUUCCUUUUAUUCGGCGCCCCCCAAGUUAAAGGAAUGGUACAAGUCUACAUCCAAAGGGAGGCAAGCAAAGAUGCUCGAAAGAGAUGGGGGAUGAUCCUCAAUGAUCUGAAGAAAAAGCCAGCAAUCUUUGGGAAUGAUUUGAUAGAGAAGAAUUAUUAUACAAAUCCUACACCGCCCCCAGCGCAGAAUGUUGGGUCGUAAGAUGUCAGCGCCAUGUUUGGCUGAUACCAACUUGGUAAUAAAGCACAUUGUCAAAAUAAAAAAUCCCAUGCUCGUAAUUUUUCUGACCAGAUAGAGCGAUUUUCAUAAAUAUAUUUCAAUCAUGAUACAAUGCAGAUGCCAUGUUUGCCAUGGGGUUUUAUCUAAAGUAAAAGGUACAGUCCUGACCAUAUUAAAAUCAACACCUACUUCAUGCAAUAUCUCCCAAGCUAGUACACCAAUUCCAAUACGGUUUUCAGGAUAUUGUCCGCAAUUUUGUUGUCUUAUUACACAUUAUGGCAAGAAUGUGAAUGCAUGAAUGCAUCAUUAUGUAAUCGGCCAUUUAAAAAAACCUUACAAAAAAACGUUUUUAGUUCAAGCUCUUUUUGAAAUAUUUUUCACUACAAUGAUAAAACCAAUAAUUCUAAGAAUACUGAUAAAAAAUCAUCAAAAUCGAACGAGUAAUAAUGAAGAUAGGGCUAUUAUUCAACGCAUUCACUGCCACGUGGCAUGUUUUUACGAGAAAAACAUGCUUUUGGCAGUGAAACCCUUGAUGUAACAAAAAGUUAAAUGGCUCUAUCUUAAUUUUGACUUGUUCGAUUUUGAUGAUUUUUUGUCAGUAUUCUUAGAAUUUUGUGUACAAUCGUUAUAGCGAAUAAUAGUUCAAAAAAAGUUUUUUUGUAAGGGUGUUUUAAUCGGCUGAUUACAUAAUGAAAGACUCAUGCAUUCGCAUUCCUGCCAUAGUGUAAAUAGAAAACAAGAUUUCUCACAAUAUCCUGAAAACAGCCUUGGAAUUGGUGCACUAGUUUGGGAGAUAUUGAUAUUAAUAUGAUCUGGACUGUACAUGUAUGCCUUUUCUAGAAGUUGCCCUUAAUGGGAAUUUGAAUGAACCAGAAAAGGCCAGAGUGGCUCCUAAGGUAGAGCCAUCCUGGUAGUCUGAAAUUAGUGUAUUUUAGGUAGCAUAAGUUGUCUUUGUAUAGAAGGAAUGGGGUCAGCGGAGGUACAUGUACAAAAAACCUCAUUUCAGCAUCAGUGUAUUUUGAGAUAAUCUGGAAUCUUGCCAUGUUUCUUAGGUAUAUUUCUUAUAUAUUUUUGAAAAAUUUUACGUUUCUACUUAAAAUUGUGAUAUUGAGCAAUUUUACACUAUGACAGGUCCUGCUUAUUGUUUAUUCCGUCCACUGCCUCUCAUUGCAAAUCGUACUAUUGUUGAUAUCUCAUUGGUGAGGUGAGGUUUGUUUUGAGUAAUGUGUGCCAUAUCCAGAUUUUUGUCCAUAUCAGUAAGAAUUCCAAUGGAUCAGAGACCACAAUGAUUAAUAUGAUAAAGGGGUACUAUAGGAGUGUCUAGAAAACGAAAACCUAAGACCUAAGACCCACUAUGAAGCUAAGAUGCUGGAUACUAUGAAACUAAGACCCACUAGGAAAAUGAUGAAAUUUAGGAGGUUCCUACAAUUCCUUCUUCUCAGGUCUGACAGCAAUGCACCAGGGUUGAGAUGAACCCACUGCUGCUUGGUCAAAUAAUCAACCAAAGUUGACAUGGUGGUCGUUGGGAUGGGAGGGCUUAACACUUCCACUGCUGGUUAAGAAAUGAUGGAGAAUCCAUCCAUAAGAUAAACUUGCUGGAAAUUAAUGAAUUAGACAGGGUCUUGGUGUGGUGAUCUGGUAGCUCUUGGUGUGUUGGCCUUAGACCAGAUGGCGCCACCAGUCUCUUCGGAGGCUGCCGGGUGACAGGACCAUGAUGAGACACCGUAGGAGUGGGGAGGGUGAAGACGGCAUGGUUUUAGAUGAGAUGUGAGGAUUCUGUGUCGAAGGAAUAAAGGAGUUUUAUAGACAUGAAGGUAUGUUAGCGUGAGUUAAUGCCGAGCAAGGAGAAGUACCCCCGACGAAACUUCACACUGGUGACAGCUGUACAGGAAUUCUGGACCCGAUCGCAGUUAAUUUCCCAACUUUGCCGGCCCUAUCUGACACUCGCGCUUGCGUGCGGGCUUGUUGUAUAUACUGCGGCAGUGUAUUACGGCCUCUUGUUUUUACGCCGUUCGUUUGUGUGCUACUGUGCUAUAUUUAAUUGAGUUUUGUGUCGGGUGAGCACUGCAGGCAUUGCCUAGACACAAGCAUUAGUGAGUUGUAGCGCCGUGGUUGGCGUUCAUGAACUUUCUGCCUGGAUUUUUAGUAUAAUUAUAUUGCCAGUCUCGCGCACUGCAUGGCUGGUACUGGGCUAGUCCACAAGUGCGAAUGUAUGGUGGCCUGUUAGGUGUGCUAACGCUCUGUUCUGCAUUACCAGUGGUACACGCUCUGUAGUGCCAAUCACUAUAGUAUUGUUCAUUAGUUAAUGAUAUUGUGUUUCUAUUGCGGUAAUUCUGGUCGGCUAUUUGUUGUGGUGGGAGAGUAUACUUGUUUAUUGCAUAUUCAUUAAGUAUUAUCGAAACUCAUAAAUAUGGCUGAAUUCUUUGAUGUGGUGACGGAUCAGAAUUGUAGAACUCCGAUAGUGCAGGGGGGUGUGGUCCCGGCCAUGGACACCCCACGAGGACCACCGAGGGCUGCUGGAAUAUGUGCACCACCAGGUCACAACCCUUACCGAAGAGUGGGAUUUGAGGACUUCCAGCGUAGUGGUCCCCGUACAUUGAACCUGUCCCCGGCAUCACCUGGUACACCCGCUUUGAGAGCCAGUAGUACCCCGCUUCCACCAGUGACCCCUGCUGGACAGAGGACACGGGAAGAUUUGGAUGCUGGUGCAGACAAGGGAGAAUUGAUGUCAUCAUUUCUGGACUCGUUUACAUCCUUAGUCGAGAGCAGAUUGAAACAGGAGGGGACGGCCCGACAUUCCUCGGCAAAAGUGCAGGCCCCCAAACCAUUUAUGGUUAAUCAGAGCUUUCGGAUAUGGCUUGAGCGCUUUAACACCUAUGCUGACCUGACAAAAAUACCUGUGUCGGAGAGGAGGCAGCAAAUUCUAUCGCGUCUUGACCAUCAAGCAUACAUGGCUGUAGCAAAUUUCCACUUGGCCCCUUCCUUGACGUAUGAGGAGUUCUCUAGUGCACUUGAGCAAAGAUUCCACAAUGUGACCCGUUAGGACUAUAAACUACAAUUAAGGGCACGCACACAGGGAAGCUCUGAAUCUUACGAAACAUUUGCUGACGUUUUAUUGGAAUUGGCCCUAAAUGCUUAUCCAGAAAGUGGGUUUUCCCUACAACAAGAGAUGGCAAAGGACCAGUUUCUGUUGGGAGUGACUGCCACAGAACCUGUUAAGCAACAACUUCUCAUGAGUUCCCCAAAAUCCGUGGGAGAAGCCAUAAGGAAAGUGCGUCAGCUAGAGGCUGCACAGCUCCUUCUCAAACAGGGGACCAGGCAGCGUGAGGAUAGGAAUGAUGGUAGUGCAUCAUCCGGGAAAGGCAGGGUGGCAAGUGCUACCUCUGGGACCACUGCACCGAAAGCAGAUUCGGACAUAAGCAAGGUUCUGGACCUGCUGCAGAAGAUGGAAUCCAGGAUAAGCAAGUUGGAAUCCACCGGCACAACAAAUUCUGAGAGGACGUCUGAGGACAUGCGCUGUUGGCGUUGUAAGGAGUGGGGUCACCAGGCCCGUCAGUGCCCAACCAUAGAGUGCUAUAACUGUCAUGGCACUGGACAUAUGGCCAGGUCUUGCCCCCAGAAUGAUCAGGAAAACUCCAAGUCGGGGUCGUCACGGGGCGGACGGACCCUCAGACAUCAGUAGAAGCUCCAGCUGGCAUUUGGUGUGGGAAUGAGUCACUGGUUCUCCGAGGUAACGUUCUGGCUACCUCCGAGAAUGGCACUGCUCUAGAUUUGCCACCUUCUGGCUACAUUUCCCCAAAUGCUGAGCAU